AUGAGAGUUCUGCAUCGCCGGUUGCGCCGCCGGGGUGAUGCUGCUGUGCCACAAGGCUUGAUACAAUGGUCUGAUCAACCGGAUUCUUUGGCGACAUGGGAAGAUUUAGAAGAACUCAAGCAGCGUUUUCCGCGGGCGCCAGCUUGGGGACAAGCUGGACUUCAAGGAAAGGGGAGUGUUAACACUGGGCCUAGUGCCACUACCGACGAGACCGGUGUACGCUUCAUCACCAAGGAGGGCCGGCCCAGCAAGAGAGCCCAUCAUCCUUCCACUCGCUACGCAGACGGCAACUGGGUGUAG
This is a messenger RNA of Triticum turgidum subsp. durum (durum wheat), 300 nucleotides long. NCBI's taxonomy places the organism in Eukaryota, Viridiplantae, Streptophyta, Magnoliopsida, Poales, Poaceae. The record is from the annotation of a GenBank genome assembly.